Messenger RNA from Cataglyphis hispanica, 1945 nucleotides. It is a transcript of the gene Cdc23, whose product is annotated as cell division cycle protein 23 homolog. Gene Ontology annotation, cellular component: anaphase-promoting complex. Lineage: Eukaryota; Metazoa; Arthropoda; Insecta; Hymenoptera; Formicidae. Gene Ontology annotation, molecular function: protein binding. The coding region runs from base 129 to 1856 and encodes 575 amino acids. The transcript has 8 exons. The record is from RefSeq and is a predicted model, not a curated record. Gene Ontology annotation, biological process: cell division.
UGAAUUUUUUUUUCUCUGGCAUUAAUACAUACAUGAUAUAUGAUAUAUGUAUUGUAAACAAAGAACGAUGCCGGUACAAUGAAUAAAAUCGAAUGAUGUGUGAUAUAGGAAAGUAAAGUGCAGACAAAAUGCAAGAAUCCGUGAAGUUUAAUCUUAAAGAAGUUAAAUCGGAUCUUCUGCACGCGAUAAACGAAUGUUCCCAGCGCGGUUUGCUGUAUACUACCAAAUGGUUAGCGGAAUUAAACUAUUCCUUGAAAAAUGUAAAAUUAGAUGUGCACGAUUUGACUGCGGAUAUAUCGGAGACGUUUCAAGACGAGGAUACCUACACUUUAGCCAAGACAUAUUUUGACUUGAAAGAAUAUGAUAGAGCAGCUUAUUUCACAAAGGACUGUACAAGUCCAAAAGUUAGAUUCCUACAUUUGUAUUCACGUUAUCUGUCAGGAGAAAAGAAGAAAGUGGAUGAUAUGACAGAUGUGCCACCAGAUCCAAUGAAGAAUGAUAAUUUGAAAUUGCUUUGUGCUGAUCUAAGGAAAGAUCAUUUAGCUUCAAAAUUGGAUGGUUAUGGUUUAUAUCUUUUUGGUGUAACUUUGAAGAAAUUGCAACUCACUAAAGAAGCGACAGAUGUUCUAGUGGAAUCCAUACAUAAAGAACCUAUGCAUUGGGGCACAUGGUUAGAAUUAGCUGCAUUAAUCACAGACAGAGAGAAAUUGGAGAGUUUAUGUUUACCCAAACAUUGGAUGAAAUAUUUUUUUAUGGCACAUAUGUAUUUAGAACUGCAGCUGAUAGAUGAAGGUUUGGCAUUAUAUUGCCAAUUGCAAUCAAUGGGUUUUCAGAAAAAUGGUUAUGUACUAGCUCAAACUGCGAUUGCAGUGCAUUAUAGAAGAGAUGUGGAUAAUGCAAUAGAAACUUUUAAAAGGAUAAUAGAAGAAGAUCCUUAUUGUCUUGAUAACAUGGAUACGUAUUCCAAUUUACUUUAUGUGAAGGAAAUGAAAGUUGAAUUAGCAUAUUUGGCACACAGAGCUACCGAGAUAGAUAAAUAUAGAUUGGAAACUUGUUGUAUAGUAGGUAAUUAUUACAGCUUAAGAGCAGAUCAUCAAAAGGCAGUAAUGUAUUUUCAUAGAGCAUUGAAAAUGAAUCCGCAAUAUUUGUCAGCUUGGACAUUACUAGGACAUGAAUUUAUGGAAAUGAAAAAUACCAAUGGUGCAAUCCACAGUUAUAGACAGGCAAUUGAGGUAAAUAGACGAGAUUAUAGAGCAUGGUAUGGCUUAGGUCAGACAUAUGAGAUCUUAAAAAUGCCAUUUUAUGGACUCUAUUAUUAUAAACAAGCUCAGCUCCUAAGACCCCAUGACAGUAGAAUGGUUCUAGCCUUGGGCGAAGCAUAUGAGAAACAAGAUAAAAUUCAAGAUGCCCUCAAAUGUUAUUACAAGGCAUGCAAUGUGGGCGACAUAGAAGGAAUGGCACUCUUAAAGUUAGCAACAUUGUAUGAAAAAUUAGGAGAACACGAUCAUGCAGCAGCAGCUUAUACAGACUUUGUAAUGGACGAAUUCCGAAGCGUUGAUAGAACGGAAUUGAGUCAUGCAUAUAAAUAUCUUACACAAUAUCACUUGAAGAGGGAACAAUUAGAUCUUGCAAAUCAUUUUGCACAAAAAUGUCUUCAAUUUGAUGAAACAAAGGAGGAAGCUAAAGUGCUAUUAAGAACAAUUGCUGAAAAAAGAGCAGAGAGAAUAGGAGAAACUUCUAUGGUGGUGGAUGAUAUGAAUGAAACAGAUCCUGUGAUUGAGCAAAGAACGCAAACAGAUGCAACACCUGGGAGUCAAUUGUCACCUAUGAAUCUUUCAUUCACCCCUACACCAUAAAAACAAAAUAAUAUUUCCUGUCCAUGGUUUAUAAUUUUAUCAUUUGUAAUUAUGUAUAUAAAUACAAAAUAUAAAAUAAUUUUGUAUUA